UAAAAUCAUGGAAAUGAACGUCGCUGCUCCCGCUGCCGCCGUUGCUGGCGCUGCUGCUCCUCAACCAGGCCAAAAUCAGACCGGCUCGUCGUACACCAUGGCUUCGCUCUACGUCGGAGACCUCCACCCGGACGUCAACGAGUCGAUCCUGUUCGAGAAGUUCAGCGCUGCCGGCCCUGUUCUUUCUAUUCGUGUCUGCAGAGACAAUGCCACUCGUCUCUCAUUGGGCUAUGCCUACGUCAACUUCCAACAACCAGCUGAUGCUGAACGUGCCAUGGACACCAUGAACUUCGAGGCUCUUCACGGCAAACCAAUGAGAAUCAUGUGGUCUCAAAGAGAUCCAGCUAUGCGUCGUUCGGGAGCUGGCAAUAUCUUCAUCAAGAACCUCGAUAAGGUCAUCGACAACAAGUCAAUCUACGAUACCUUCUCCCUGUUCGGAAACAUUCUCUCCUGCAAGGUUGCUAUCGACGAGGACGGAUUCAGCAAAGGCUACGGUUUCGUUCACUUCGAGACCGAGGAAGCUGCCCAAAAUGCUAUCCAAAAAGUCAAUGGCAUGCUUCUGGCCGGGAAGAAGGUUUUCGUUGGCAAAUUCCAGCCACGUGCUCAACGCAAUCGCGAGCUUGGAGAGACUGCCAAACAGUUCACCAAUGUCUACGUGAAGAACUUUGGAGAUCACUACAACAAGGAAACCCUUGAGAAGCUCUUCGCCAAGUUCGGAAACAUUACCAGCUGCGAAGUCAUGACUGUCGAGGGAAAGUCCAAGGGAUUCGGAUUUGUUGCUUUUGCUAAUCCAGAAGAGGCCGAGACUGCUGUGCAAGCUCUUCACGAUUCAACCAUCGAGGGAACUGACUUGAAACUUCAUGUCUGCCGUGCCCAAAAGAAGUCUGAGAGACACGCUGAAUUGAAAAAGAAGCACGAGCAACACAAGGCUGAGCGUAUGCAGAAGUAUCAAGGAGUCAAUCUCUACGUCAAAAACCUCGACGAGACUGUCGAUGAUGAUGGCUUGAAGAAGCAAUUCGAGUCUUACGGAAACAUCACGAGUGCUAAGGUCAUGACUGACGAAAAUGGGAGAUCAAAGGGAUUCGGUUUUGUCUGCUUCGAAAAGCCGGAGGAAGCUACAAGUGCAGUGACUGAGAUGAACUCAAAAAUGGUGUGCUCAAAGCCAUUGUAUGUGGCUAUUGCUCAACGUAAAGAAGAUCGUCGUGCACAGCUUGCUUCUCAAUACAUGCAACGUCUUGCAAGCAUGAGAAUGCACGGCAACGUUCCAGGAGCAGCCAUGUACAACCCAACACAGCCAGGACCAGGAUACUAUGUUGCUAAUCCGAUGCAACAGCAGCGCAACUUCGCCGGUGGACAACAGAUGGUUCGCCCAGGAGGUCGCUGGGGAAUGCAAAAUCAGUACCCAGUCCAAAAUCAGUACAUGAUGGCUCAAGGCCCAGGUGUCUACCAAAACCGCAUGGGACGUCCACAGAACCAACAAGGAGGACCACGCGGUCCACCACAGCAGUACAAUCAAGUCGCUCAAGGAGGCGUCCGCAUGCAGGGACCACCACGCACCCAAAAUCCUGGAGUCCAACAGCAAAACGUUCCACGUCCACCACAGCAACAACAGCAGCAAAGACCAGCUCCAACCGGACCAAAGGCUCCACCACAGCCAUAUCAGGCAUACCAGCAAAGACCACAAGGAAUCGUUAUUGGAGGACAAGAGCCACUCACAUCUGCAAUGUUGGCCGCUGCUGCUCCUCAGGAGCAAAAGCAACUUCUUGGUGAGCGUAUCUACGCUCUCAUUGAGAAACUCUACCCGGGACACAAGGACGCAGGAAAAAUCACAGGAAUGAUGCUCGAAAUCGACAAUUCCGAGUUGAUCAUGAUGCUUCAAGAUAGUGAAUUGUUCCGCUCGAAGGUCGACGAAGCUGCAUCGGUUCUCGUUUCCGCUCAGAAGCAAUAAGUUCAUUGCCAAGUGCUCUUAGCACGUUCCCCCAGUUGCUAAGCAUACCCAUCUCCUGUUUUUUUUUCUUACUGUCACCCUUCUUUUUGUUACUUGUUAGUGGUUGGUUUAGCCGCCCCACACCCCACCCCUUGAGUAAGCUCACUUUUGUGAUGUUUAUUCACGUUAAAAUAAAAUCAUAAA
Molecule: messenger RNA, 2131 nt
Organism: Caenorhabditis elegans
Lineage: Eukaryota; Metazoa; Nematoda; Chromadorea; Rhabditida; Rhabditidae
Gene: pab-1
Product: Polyadenylate-binding protein
Exons: 6
Coding region: 8-1948 (646 amino acids)
Cellular component (GO): cytoplasm
Molecular function (GO): RNA binding; nucleic acid binding
Source: RefSeq, marked reviewed